Phascolarctos cinereus (koala) is the source of this 1651-nucleotide messenger RNA. RefSeq names its product nucleoporin 54 (gene NUP54). Gene Ontology annotation, molecular function: structural constituent of nuclear pore. The record is from RefSeq and is a predicted model, not a curated record. Gene Ontology annotation, cellular component: nuclear pore central transport channel; nuclear pore. NCBI's taxonomy places the organism in Eukaryota, Metazoa, Chordata, Mammalia, Diprotodontia, Phascolarctidae. Gene Ontology annotation, biological process: nuclear pore organization; protein localization to nuclear inner membrane; NLS-bearing protein import into nucleus.
UUCUCCGAGACCCCGCCCCUCCCCCGCCGUCACCUGCCGUUCCCGGGAACCCGCCCGCCUCGGUUCCCGCUGACCGGCCGGACCCUUCCGCCGGCUGCACCGAGCGCCCCGUGAGAGUUGCCGCGGCUCGGGGGGCGUCAUGGCCUUCAACUUCGGGGCUCCCGCGGGCGGCACGGCCACGGCCGCCACCCCCGCCGCCCCCGCGGGUACCUUUGGAGGGUUUGGGACGACCACCACAACAGCGAGUUCUGCAUUCAGCUUUUCUGCUCCCACUAACACUGGCACAACUGGUCUCUUUGGUGCUACUCAGAACAAAGGUUUUGGAUUUGGUACUAGUGGUUUUGGUACAGCGACAGGAACCGGUGCUGGUCUGGGAGCCGGGCUAGGAUUUGGGACAUUCAAUACACAGCAGACUCAGAGUACUUUAGGUGGUCUCUUCAGUCAGCCCACCCAACCCCCUGUCCAGUCUAACCAGCUGAUCAAUACAGCAAGCGCUCUUUCUGCCCCAACACUACUGGGAGACGAGAGAGAUGCUAUUUUGGCAAAAUGGAAUCAGCUCCAGGCCUUCUGGGGAACGGGCAAAGGCUACUUCAACAAUAACAUUCCACCUGUGGAGUUCACCCAGGAAAAUCCCUUCUGCAGAUUUAAGGCGGUGGGUUACAGCUGCAUGCCCAACAAUAAGGAUGAAGAUGGCCUGGUGGUUUUAAUUUUCAAUAGGAAGGAAGCAGACAUCCGAAGCCAGCAACAGCAACUAAUAGAAUCAUUCCAUAAAAUUUUGGGAGGAAACCAGACCCUUACUGUCAAUGUGGAAGGUGUGAAAACGUUGCCAGAUGACCAGACAGAAGUUGUCAUAUAUGUUGUUGAACGUUCUCCAAAUGGCACAUCACGCCGAGUUCCAUCUACGACACUGUAUGCCCAUUUUGAACAAGCGAAUAUAAAAACUUCAUUACAGCAACUUGGAGUUACCCUUUCUAUGACUAGAACAGAGCUUUCCCCUGCCCAGAUCAAGCAGCUUUUACAGAAUCCUCCUGCUGGUGUUGAUCCAAUUAUCUGGGAACAGGCCAAAGUGGAUAACCCUGAUUCUGAAAAGCUAAUUCCUGUGCCGAUGGUGGGUUUCAAAGAACUCCUCCGAAGACUGAAGGUCCAGGAUCAGAUGACAAAGCAGCAUCAGACCAGAUUAGAUAUUAUAUCUGAAGAUAUCAGUGAGUUACAAAAGAAUCAGACUACCACUUUGGCUAAAAUUGCGCAGUACAAGAGGAAACUCAUGGAGCUUUCCCAUAGGACCUUGCAGGUUUUGAUUAAGCAGGAAAUCCAGAGGAAGAGUGGCUACGCCAUCCAGGCUGAUGAGGAGCAGCUGCGAGUCCAGCUUGAUACCAUUCAGUGUGAACUAAACGCGCCUACGCAGUUCAAGGGUCGACUGAAUGAGUUGAUGUCCCAAAUCAGGAUGCAGAAUCACUUUGGAGCUGUGAAAUCUGAAGAGCGGUAUUAUGUAGAUGCAGAUCUUCUACGUGAAAUCAAGCAGCAUUUGAAACAGCAACAGGAAGGCCUCAGCCACUUGAUUAGCAUCAUCAAAGAUGAUCUGGAGGACAUAAAGUUGAUAGAACACGGGUUGAAUGAGAACAUCCACAUCAGAGGAGGCGUCUUCAGUUGA